UUGUAUCCAUCAAUAUGAAGCGGUUUAAGUUACAACUAAAAUUCCAAUGAAAGUCUACUCCACCUCCUUGUUACAACUUUUUAUUAUAUCGAGUUGUAUAGUAUAUGGCAAAGUAACAAGUCAUGAAGUAACAUUUUAUGUGCAAAAUAAAUGUUCAUUUCCUAUUUGGCCGGCGGUUGCCCCAAACUCCGGCCAUCCAGUGCUAGCCUCUGGUGGAUUUUAUCUGCCAUGCGGAGGUAUUGAACACAUUGAUGCUCCAUGGGGCUGGAGUGGUCGCAUUUGGGCUAGAACUGGCUGUGACUUCACCUCAAACUGGAAACAAGCUUGUGAAACAGGUGAUUGUGAUGGACAUUUGGAGUGUAAUGGAUUGAUCGGAAAACCCCCGGCAACACUUAUUCAAAUUGCGGUACAAGCAGACAAAUUCAAACCUAAUUUCUACGAUGUAAGUCUCGUGGACGGUUAUAAUCUCCCUGUAGCAGUGAACUCCAAACCCAUAUCAUCCAAAUGUGCCAUCUCAGGCUGCCAUAAAGAUCUCAAAACCACAUGUCCUGAAGAACUACAGGUUUUGAACGAAGAGGGACGAAUCGUGGCGUGCAAGAGUGCAUGCUUAGCGUUUGAUAACGACAGGUUUUGUUGCCGGAACGCGUAUGGAACCCCCGGAAAGUGCAAAAGAAAUAUGUACUCCAUGUUGUUUAAAGAGGCUUGUCCCAAUUAUUACAGUUAUGCCUACGACACACCUCCGCCUUUGGUCACUUGCUCCGCCAAAGAAUAUCUUAUCACAUUUUGUCCAUCGAGUUGGGGUCACAGUUCCACGUAAAAAAAACCUCUAAUAUAAAUGAUAUCAUAUAUCAAAUUAUGAUUGUAUUUUUUACUCAUGAACGUAUAAGGUUCGUAGAGUUCGCUUGGAUUCUUUGUCUCUGCCUUUAUUGGGCCUUGUAGCUUUCAUAAGAUGUGUGAGAUGUGUUAUGGACCGGUGAUCAUAUUAAUAAUUAAAGUGAAAUUAGUUUCGAUUUUA
Messenger RNA from Camelina sativa (false flax), 1015 nucleotides. RefSeq names its product thaumatin-like protein. Lineage: Eukaryota; Viridiplantae; Streptophyta; Magnoliopsida; Brassicales; Brassicaceae. The record is from RefSeq and is a predicted model, not a curated record.